UGUGUGUGUGUGUGUGUGUGUGUGUUCAUAUGGGUUAUUAUGUGGAUUGUUUUCAAUAAAGAUAUUAUAAUCUUAUUAAAUUGAUAAUAUUUACAAUACCUGGCAAAAUUCUUUAGAGCUUUUUUUUUUUCAAUACAAUCUGAUGGUAAAGAAUAGAGCAUAAAUGUGAUGUUUAAGGCUCUUUUCACUCCAUAGCCAGGGUACAUAUGUCUAGGUAAAAGCUUAAAAAUUGCAUCAACAGUUUGAGGGUGAGUCAAAACAUAAAAUUUAUCAUGGCUGUAGAAACAGAAAAAAAAAUUGCUAAUAAAAUAGCUUUUUACCCUGGUAACAGAAAUAAACUUCCCAAUAAAAAUAGAAAUUAUAAAGAAAAUGAAAGUUACAUCUAAGAACUUUAAACAUUUCACUAAACAUAAUUCCAUACCCACAAACACAUACACAUGGUCUUACAUAAAUUGAAUCUCACCUAUACUAUGAGUUUGAAAUCAGUUUUUCUCUUUUUCUUUAAGAAAAAAAAAAAAGGUUAGGGAUAUCUUUUCAUGUCAAUAAAUAAGAAAACCACAUAAUCAUUUUUAGGGCUGUAGACUGUCCCAUCACAGAAGGCUCCAUAAUUUAUUUCAGCAAUCCCCUAUUGUAAGACACUAAUGCUGUUUAUAAUUUUUUACUCUACAAUAAACAUUGAUAAACAUCCUGUACUAAUGUGUUUACCAAUGUAUUCAAUUCUCUCUUUAAAAUAAAUGUCUACAACUAGAGGAGCUGGAUAAAAGAGUUGACAGAGAAUGUAUAUUAAAGUCUUGCUUCUCACAGAGAAUUUACCUCUAACCUUUUUGAAAGCAAGUUGCCAGAAUGCAUUAAGGUCCCCAGAUGGGUGGAGGGUCGGGGAGAGUGGCCUGCUGAGCUGUGGAGAGUGGUGGGGCUGAGGGUGGGGUGGAGAGGGUGGUGUCCCUGCCCUGAGGUAGGGGCUGUUGGGUGACAGAAACAAAGGGGUGUGUGAUGGGGCAGGUCACAAUGGGUAGAGGAGGAUAAAAGUGGUCCUGCAGGGUGGUUUAGCAGCAGCGGAUGGUUCAGGUUGGGAAGAAGAGCAGUGGGACUGCCAGUUCAGGUUGUGGAAUCACAGAGCAAAGGCUGUUGUGAAGUGGAAUAUCAGGCUCAAAUGGAAGUCCCUCCCAAAUGAGCACUGACAUCUGUGUGCCUGGACAUCCACGAGGGCUCCAACAUCUGCGCUCCUGACAGCUCCAUGCACUAAACAGGGCACAGUCUGGAUCCAGGGGACCAACUGUCUCUGGCAUUGAGCAGUUGGCAACCAAUACCCCACCCUGUUCUGAGUCAUUUGGGUACAAAAAAGAAAGCCUGUAGAACACGACUGCUGGCCCACCUGCCAGAGUGGCCAAGGAAACAGGAUGCUCACUAAGGCAUGUUAAGGAAGGUGUGGAGCAGCUUCUGGGAACUGUCUUGAUAAAAGAAAGACAUGGAGGAGCAGUGUAUGUUACCGUAUUACACUGCCCAAAGCAGCCCCGCAAUGGGCAUGUUUAAUACCUCCAUGGGGAAGCUUCAGCGGCAACUGUACAAAGGCGAGUAUACUAUAUUCAGGUAUGCACCCAUGUUUGAGAGCGACUUUAUCCAGAUCAGCAAAAGAGGAGAAGUGAUGGAUGUGCACAACCGUGCCCGAAUGGUAACAGUGGGCAUUGUUCGCACCAGCCCCUGCCUCACACUACCUGAUGUCAUGCUGCUGGCCCGACCAGCUGCUGUCUGUGACAACGCCAGGUGUGGUCCUGCCACCCAGAAAACAGAUAGUCCGCCUGCAGAGAUCUUAGAACUAACCAGACUGCUUCCCUUGAUGUUUGUGAAAAUAACCAUCCACAACAGCAUAAAAAAACAGCUCCACCUGAAGCUUGCCACUGGCCGCUCUUUUUAUCUUCAGCUGUGUUCCCCCUCAGAUGCAAGUGAAGACCUUUUUGUUCACUGGGAAAACCUUGUUUACAUCCUGAGACCACCAGUGGAGGCUUACAGUGGUACCAAAGCUAUCCUAGCUGGGAGCACAUCAGACUCAUCUGUGUUUGAGGAAGUGCAGAGAAGCCCAGUGGGAUAUGCCAUGAAGUUCUGUGAAGAGAAGGAGCAAUUCAGAAUCAGUAGACUUCACAUGAAUGCUGAAAUGUUUGGGUCCACCUAUUAUGAUUAUACAAUAGAGAUAUGAAUCCAACAUACCUCCCACAUAUACUACAUUCAAGAGUUCACACAUUCCUGCAGUCAUAAAACCUAUAGUGCCUGAUAAAGGGGCAGGGUGGCAACAACAGUAGUGAUGACAGUAAGCACCACCGCAGGUGCCAUGGAUGUGGCUGCAACCAAGUCUGCAGGCUCAGAAGAGAAACACAGCACUGGCAAAAGCAGCCUUCAAAGGUCCAGGAGGAAGUAUAGCCAGCAUGGCUAUACUGGGUGCUUCUAUGUCUUAAUCUUGUUAUAGCAAGGGCUGCAUAGAGAUUCUUGUCCUAAAAGGGUACUUCAAGCACAUCAGUAAGUGCUACUGGCCUCUCCCUAGAGAGCAGCAUGAAUGUGGUGACUACAGGAGCAGAGAGAGACUGUCAAUGCAACAGCCUUGUCAGUCUCUCUCUGCUCCUCAAAGACCGACUCUCUGCCACUCAGCAUUGGGAGUCAGUAUCUCAACUCUGCAGGAUGAGGCCACAUGAGUGAAUGGGAUGGAAGUCAGAGGGUCUCUACCUAGCUGGAUUGACUCUGCAGUAAUAACCUCAAAGUCUGAUACUACACAUGGUGCAGAGGUGGACAUCUCACCUAAGACUGUGGAGGGGAGCAACAUGAUUCACCAUAAUAAAAUCCACCAACUCAUAUUAUCUGCUCUAAUAACAUAUGCUCUAUUGACAGGAAGGGUAGCAAUAAAACUAAUAGCAAUUUA
Messenger RNA from Cercocebus atys (sooty mangabey), 2905 nucleotides. It is a transcript of the gene GARIN6, whose product is annotated as family with sequence similarity 71, member C. The record is from RefSeq and is a predicted model, not a curated record. NCBI's taxonomy places the organism in Eukaryota, Metazoa, Chordata, Mammalia, Primates, Cercopithecidae. Gene Ontology annotation, cellular component: nucleus. The transcript has 2 exons. The coding region runs from base 1466 to 2191 and encodes 241 amino acids.